GUUUCCCGGUUCUUGAUAUCUACUUAUCGUUAUUCGUAUUUAUAUUAAGCUGACACAAAAAUUCAUAUAAGCUUUGUUAAUUUUUAUUUUUGGCGUCGUCAUUUUUAUAUUUAUUGCAGUUACCAUACAUAAUUAGAUUAUAACCUAUGCCUAUAGGCAUAGUUUUUCUAUUUUAAUUUACCUAUUGCUAAAUUAAAUUUGCUUCUAAAACAUUUAGAAUCGAAAAAUUAGCUUCACAUCUUUAACAAUAAUUUUAAAAUAGGUUCAGAAGGUAGUUUUGUCACUUUUGGUUUGUAGUUAGGGUUUUCAUUACGAACUGAUAUCAAAUACAGUAGAAGACACAUUAGGCAUCUAAAGCAGUACGUACGUGGUUCAUUUUCUAAUCUGAAAAAUAACGAUGAGGUUCAUCUACAACCAGCUGACGAACAUCUAUUGAAGUGUGACGCGUUCCAUGGUCCCACCCUGCCAUUGUCCAACCGUGCUAUAGUCUCACCAUGGAACAGAUGACACAUUUAACGACAGUUCUUCGAAAAUACCAGUUAACUUAGAAUCCGUGAUGAAGGGAAUCUGCUUUCAGCUCAGCUUUUACUUAUUAUCCGAGAUUCUUUAUCUUAUAUGUGAUUGAUUCGCCCAUAAAUUAUUGUCUCGUCGUAUUUUUUAUUUUACUCCAUACUGAUCAUUCAACAUAUGGGGCCAAGCCCAAAGCGUAGUUUUGUACACAUUACUCGAGUUCUAUAUUAGUUGGUUUUUGAUAGGAAGAUGGUUAGAAUAGUCUGUUAAUCAUGCGUAAUGAAGCUUGUUUAACAGGUUUAAUCUUCAUCAGUGUAAAGUUUGUAGAGAUAUUUUUCUGGUCAAGAUUUAAGACCCCACCGCUGAACGAACUCAUGACCUCCAGGUAUUGUGGUGAGCACUUAACCUCUAUCUAUGUUUAACUCCAUUCGAUUCGUUUUGUAACACAACUACUCAAUCUUUAGUGGUCAACUGCCUCACACCAGACAUUUUGACUCCAUUAGUCUUAACUUCUAACCAGGACUCCAUGAUUUGCCUUUUAAAAUAAAUCGCUAGUAGGGGCAUAAUAAUUGCCAGUAAUUGGUUUUGCGGAAGUUCUUGAAUUUUAUCGAGAUCACUUUAUUUCCAACACGAUUUUAGUCGGGAAUUUAUACUAUUCUUUUUUUAACUGGUGAUAAUUAAUUUCCCAUGAACGUCCGUGCAGACUUUAUCUCAGUUUAGUUGCAAAAUUCUUUGGCUGGAUGCUAAUGACUGACUUAAACCUCGAUGUUCAACUUGAAUACCAUAUAAUUAUCAACGGUCAUGCUAAUUUACAAUGGUUAAAUAAAUCUUUGAAGUUGAGAGCAUGAAUGUAACAACAACCCACUUUCAUAAAUCAUCAGUUAUCUGCCUGUAUUUGAUGAAAAUUCCUCCAGACUUCAUAUUCGUAAUCGGAAAUUUCAUCCGUUUAAUAUGUCCAAAAGUACAGAGUGCAAGACAAAUCAUUUCAGAUAAUUCUUGUUUCAAAACAAAUGUAUUAUCAUUCUCGCUGGAAAUGUCAAAUAUGUGUUACCCUCCAAAUUCCAAAGUUUAUAAAAGCUAUCUAAGUAAUCGUGUCAGUGAUGGGUCUCUUUCGAUGCAUUUCAUCAAUACUCUGUUUUGUCUUUCAUGAAUUUUACUAUACUUUCUCUUAAAAUUACCAAGAUAUUAGAACUCAUUCAUGCUAUUUGUUAUUUAUAGUUUGGAAUAAGUCUUCCCAUUUAUUUUUUUCUGUACCUUUUAAUUCUUAAUACUUUUAGUUUCGUAUACGCCGCUUAGCUAUAAAGCUAUUUAUCAACAAAGUCAUCGCUGCUACAUCCAUGUACUCGUUUGUUCAAAGUGUGCUAAAGUUCACUAAAUAUUCAUUAAAAAACCGGCUUAUGUGCUUUAGUUCUAUACAGCAAACAAUUUUAAAGGGUACACUUAUCAUCUUGUGUAAUGUACAACGAUUGAUACAUCUGACAACUACCACACACAUGAAAGGAUUCGAAAAUACUAUAAAACUUAGAGUGUGAUGAAUGGCUCCAAGUAGUCAUUCACUGUUUAAUAUGCUUCUUGUUUCUUGUGGAGGUUUUAUAUGUAGAAUUGUGUUAAAUUUGAAUUUUUUAUCUGGUAGAAUUAACAUAUCUACAUGCAACAGUAAUAUUUUCCAAAAUUUUAGUCUAUCUUAAGCAUUCCAUCAAUGAUUGGAUUUUGUACAAGUAUCGGGAAGAUUUCAACUGGAAUACGGACGUUUACAAAGGUAAUAGCUGCAUUUUUAGAUAAAUUUGCAACCAGGCAAGUUUUCUUUUUGCUCCGAUCCGUAACAAAAGUAUGCAUCUCGAACUCUAAGUAAACCCAUUCAUUUCAGUCUAUAUUGAAGUUUAUGGGUGUCAAAUGAACCAUAGUGAUACCAAUAUUGCUCAGAGUUUAUUAACAAAAGCUGGGUAUACUAUUGUCCCGUCGGAUGAACAGUGUGACACUGUCUUGCUCAUGACUUGUGCCAUUCGAGAUAGUGCUGAAGUAAAAAUUUGGCGACGUAUUCAACACCUGCGAUCUCUUCACCGUAAAUCAUAUAUAAAAAUAGGUGUUCUAGGAUGUAUGGCCAAAAGGUUAAAGGAUAAACUCCUUAUGGAUGACAGCUGUAAAACUUUAAAAGCGGGUGAUCUUCAGUCAUCUAAUUUUGAUCACGAUAAUUACACUGUUGCGGCAGAUUUUGUUUGCGGCCCUGAUUCUUAUCGUGAUUUGCCGAAACUUAUUGAAGAUGCUCAUUCUGGACUAAAAGGUGCUAGCGUCGCAUUGUCUCUGGAAGAGACAUAUGCAGAUGUAACUCCUGUACGACGUCAUUUUACAACCGACGAAUCCUCAGACCCAAUCCCUGCUCCUACGGCUUUCCUAUCAGUUAUGCGUGGGUGUGAUAAUAUGUGCACCUAUUGUAUUGUACCUUUUGUCAGAGGACGUGAACGCAGUAGACCAUUGGAUUCAAUCCUUCACGAAGCACAAAGCUUAUUUAAUGAGGGAGUAAAAGAAAUUACUUUGCUUGGGCAAAAUGUUAAUAGUUAUUGUGAUAAUUCGAAUACAGACUUAUCAAUCAACUCGUCUAAAACGAUUUCAACACCUGUCCCUGGAUUUAAAACUGUUUAUAAACCAAAAGUUGGUGGUUUAAGAUUUUUCGAUUUAUUAGACCAAGUAAGUCAGAUUAGUCCAGAACUUCGUAUUCGAUUCACAUCACCACAUCCAAAAGAUUUCCCAAAAGAGGUUAGUUAGUUAUUUUUCUAAUUUUUCAUAUUUACGUUACAUUAAAAAUAUGUUUCAAAAACAACUAGAGAGGGAGUUAGUCGGUCGUGAAAAUGACAUAGUAUGAUAUCCAAAAGGCUGUGGAAACGGUAGUGAUAUCUAUUAGUAACUUAAACUAAAAGGUUAGGAAAAAUCGCUGGAUUUCGGCAGCGUUUACAGGACUGAUAGGUGCACGGAAACUCGUCCUGCCCGGCUCUGAACACGAUGAGGAGCGGAGGCAGCUUAAAAGUAGGUUGAUCAAAAGCCUCCGUAAUGAUCGUGAGCAGUGGUAGUUAGCGAAACCAGAAGAGUCGUAAAAAUCAGCUGCAAUGGGUAACGGUAGACAGCUGUUUAGAUUUAUCAGGGAAACGAGUAUUAAAAAUCCGAUUGUUAGUGAAACUAUCUCAAAAAAGGCGGGACUAUUAUUCACUCUAAAUCUAGGAGAAUAAGCCGGUCGGCAGAACACUUUAGGGAACAACCUAACUGACCUUCAGCCACACUUCAGUUACCCACUAUCUCUAAGCAAACUGGUGAAAAUCCUCGAACUGUUAGAAUGUCUGAGAAGGCUAUAAACAUUUUAGAGCGAAGGAGAGCAGCAGAGCAUAAUGGACUGACUUUUGAGAUCUUCAAUAAUGGUGAUUCCGUUUUAGCAGUUAGAUUAACUGAAAUUUUAGCGAAAAUCUGGAAACUGGACGUAAUCCCAUCUGACUAGUCUCGAUCGCUGAUCGUUCCAGUUUAUAACAAAUAACAAAAAUCCCAUUGUGAUAACCACAAAGGAAUCAGUUUACUGAUAGUGUCUAAAAUAUUAGCCUCAAUAAAACCUCGGCUUCUAACUAGAGCUCGUGAAGAGCGAACUCGAGAUAACUAGGCUGGUCUCAGACCCGGACGUGGAUGUGUAGAACAAAUAUUCACCCUUUGGUAGAUCCUGGAACAUAAACAUACUCUUCGACGUCCUGCUAUAAUCAUAUUCCUUUGUGGCAACUUGGUUUUGUUUAUUAGUCACCCUGAUAACCGUUAUUAAAUAAAUUCCAAAGGUGUAAGGAUUCAGAAGGCAAUACAAAGCGCCGGCUACAGUUUAUAUUGGAUAGCGCGGAUAACAAGCACGUCAAGCGAAUUUGAGCAAAGAGGCUACUUCGCACGUAGCAGGCGAAUAAAGAGGUAGAUUCUGAAUCAAAUCGAAUCGAGGCGAAGCGAUAAAUAAGAUGCAAGCAUGUAUAUGUCACCAUGUGCCACCAAUGUUAGUGAUUUGAGUUCACAAAAUGUCAUUCAUGGUCUCUUGAAACCAUUCUCUAAACUACAUAUUAUAGCAUUCAAUAUUCGAACCUUGUGUCAGUUAAGACUCUACGAUCUCGCGUCACUGAUGUAUACUGAGUCCCCAAAACGCUUAUGCAGGGUUCAAGUACGGUUAUUCUGGUGGAGUUUUGUUCUCUGAGCUGGAUGGUUUGGCCGUGGAGCUUUCAUCGUUCUUCUGAACGACAUCAUCAGCACAAACUUCAGAUAGAAGUGAAGUGUUCGAAUUUCUCCAUAUGUGUUUCACAGCUUGUUCUGUAUACCUCGAUGUUGAUUGGUUCUUAUUGACCUUAAAUUUGUGAUUGUUUACUUCUUGUUUUGGUUGUGUCUCCCAUUGGUUUGAUUUUUGUUCCUAUAUUUGUGCAUAAUUUUCCUGAUUGGUUGAUAAAUUGGAUUGAUUUCAAUAUGCUUGUUGAUUGCUGAUUGAUUUGAGUGCCAGGCUUCUAAAAAUUCUCUGGUGUUUUUGGGAUUUCCUCUGUCCAAGAUUUCCACUUUUUUCCAAUCGAAUGAGUGUCCGAAGUUGUCCACGUGUAUUGGUAUAAGUGAGGAAAUAUGGCGUUUGACUGCUAAUUGAUGUUCAUGUAGGCGAAGGUGAAGGAGGCGUCCGCUUUGUCCGAUGUAGUGUUUUUCGCAGUUGGCACAAUUUAUUUUGUAGAUGAUGUUUGAUUUCUUUUCCUUUGUUAUUUCAUCCUUUGGUUUGCAUAGGAUUGUUUUAAGUGAUUUUGUCGGUUUGUGUGCCACACCUAUCCCGAAGGUUUUCAGCAGUCUCGUUGCGGUUUCUGAUAUAUCUUUUGUGUAUGGUAGGGCGAUCCUUUUGUUGAUUUCUGUGCUUGACUUGGGUUCUGAUGCCACAUGAGGUUGGUAUUUUUUGAUGAGGUUGAUUGGGUAGCCGUUCUUUUGAAAUACGUCCUUCAGGUAUUUCUCUUUUUUUCGUGCUGUCAGUGUGCUGCAGUGUGUACCCGCCCUCUUUAACAAAGUGUGUACGCAGUUGGUUUUGUGAGCUCUUGGGUUGUUGCCAUUGUAGUUGAGAAUUUGAUCUGUAUGAGUCAGUUUCCUAUACACUUGAGUUCCCAGUUUUCCUGUGUCGGUUCUAGUGAUUAAUAUAUCCAAGAAUGAUAGUUUGUUGUCUGACUCCUGUUCCAUUGUGAACUUGAUGUAAUCGAAGACGUUGUUGAUCAGCUUGUAAGUGUUUUCUAGCUCAUUCUUUUUGACGAUGACGAAUGUGUAGUCUACAUAGCGAAUCCAAAUUUUUGGCUUGAUCACUGGUAAUAUCGCGGCUUCUAGUCUUUGCAUCACUGCUUCUGCGAUCAGUCCUGAUAUUGGUGAUCCCAUUGGCGUCCCUUUCGUUUGUUCGUAGAUUUUGUUGUUGAAUUGAAAAUUUGUUAGGCACAAAUCGAUGAGUUCUAGUAGACUUUGAAUUUGAAGCUUCGUGUACUUAGUGAGAUUUGUGUCGUUGGUGAGGAGCAGGGAUAUGGUUUCUUUUGCUAACCUUGGUUCAAUUGAGGUGAAUAACUUUGUUACAUCGAAGGAUAUCAUCAGUUCGUCGUUGAUUUGGAUGUCCUUAAUUUGGUCCAGGAAAUGUUUAGGGGAUUUGAUGAAGUGGUUGGAUGAAUCUACUGAAUAUUUCAGUAUUCGCGAAAUUUCUUUUGACAAAUUGUAUGUUGGCGUUCCGGGAAGUGCUGCAAUUGAACGUAAUGGAAUGUUUGGUUUGUGUAUUUUUGGUCUGCCGUGGAAUAGAGGGAGUACCGAUCCAUUGGAUUUCAUUCUCCAUUGGUCUUGUUUUGUUAUUUCUCCUGCUUUGACUAGCUUCUUUAGAGUCUUUGAGAUUCGGUUGUCUAAUUUUUUGACGGGAUUUAUAUUCAUCAGUUUGUAUGUGCUCUUAUCUUUAAGUAGUUUCUCAGCUUUUUUGACGUAUCCUUCUUUGUCCAUAAUUACUGUGUUGCGUCUCUUUUCCGCUGGAACUAUGACAAUAUCCUUUCUAGUUCUAAGUUCCUUCAAAGCUUUUUGUUCUUGUGGGGUCAGUUGGUUAUUUCCCUUCACCUGUUGAGUUAGCGGUACUAUAGUUUGCCUUAUUUCUUGUUGUUGCUUCACUGAUUCCGGAAGUUUUUAGUGAUGACCCUAGGGCUGCGAAGAAUUUCAGUUUUGAGGCGUCGCUUGUAUUGUAGUUUAAUCCCUUUCGGAGUAGGUGUUCUUCCGUAUUUGUUAGUGGUUGUUUUGACAGAUUGAUCACGCAGUUGUUUGUGUUUCUUCCAUGGGUGGUUUUGAGAUCUUGAUUAGUUUCUUCUUUAAGGUGUUUCUUCUUUGUUCUCUGUGUCGUUUGCAUGAUAUCUCGAUGGCUGUUGUCAAGAUUUCCAAAUGUUCUGACGUGAGUGUCCUUUGUAUCUUCACCUUUUGGUCCUCUAUGACGUGUUGGUAUUUGCGGAUCUUGUAGUGUGCAUCCGUUAUCAUUAAGUGUACGGUUAUUCAUUUGACCUUACGCUGUCAGUAAAAAGGACUCGCAAGAAUCAUUCUUCGAGUAUCUAGAGACCCCACCGCUAUUUCCCGUGAUCUCGCUCGUGUAGGUAUAGCAUUGAGUUCCAAGACAGAACAGGCUAUCGUAGGAAACUAAUCAACCUCCUUCAAAAAGCUAAACGCUGUGAAGUAGUAAAUGUGUCAGGUAAUUUUGAUGCUCAAGUAGAUGAACUAAACCAAACUGACAGGCUCUUAGGUUGUUACAGCUCAGCGAACAUAUAAUGGCGACCGUCUAUUUCAAUUAUGCUCAGGUCACCGUCGGUUUCUAGCAGAUAUCAAAUUUAAACAUAUGGCGAAACAUCGUCUGACCUCGCGACACUCACAAUCGACUUAUAUAUGAACUCAAAUAGAUCACAUUGCCAAUAGCUAUGGUUGGGGUGGCUCGAUUGAAGUGUCUCUCACUCUGGAGCACAUAUUUAGACUCUGAUCACGCUCUAGGUCGAGCAGGUAUUUGUCUGCAUCUUACUGGAAGUAGAACAGUUAGUCAUGUGUAUUUGAGUUUAUGAAUCGGGAUACCAUAUUAGUUGUUUAAAAAAUGUUUUGUUGGUCAAUGAGUUAUUACUUGUCACAAUGUUAUCCGGCUUUCAACUCUUAUCAAACUGAAAUGAAAUUUUUGAUUUAAUUUUCUUCAUUGUAAUGAUCAUUGAUAUUUGCAUCUAGGUUCUUGAACUAAUUUCUGAACGUAAAAAUAUUUGUUCAAAUAUACAUUUACCAGCUCAAUCAGGCAGUAGUGUUGUUCUAGAAAACAUGAGAAGGGGUUAUACUAGACAAGCCUACAUAGAGUUAGUGAACACUAUUCACGAAAUAGUUCCAAGUUAGUAUCUCUUAUUUAGUUCAUUUAUAAAUUUAAAUUACUGUAAUUAUGAGUUUUUUAUCGUCCAGUUUAAGUUAGUAAGUUGGCAUACCAAGAAAAACUAUAUUAUGCACUUACGAUUAAUUCCAUUUAGAUCUUUUAAUACCAUCGAGCUAAUAAAAUAAAUGUCACUUACUAGAUUGGAGAAACUGAUUAAAAGAUAUUUGAAAUCAUUUAUUCAAGAAAGUACUAGUCAGAAUACAACUAGUUUUCUUAACAAACAAGUUGCCUUAGAGCAUUCAAAUCUAUUUAGGGACUAAAACUAGUGUGGCAUUGUUACAAGUGUGAAAGCGACAACGUACGCUUAAAAUCCCUUAAAUAAAAUGGAUUAGACUUCUCAAACGUACAAUUUUUGAUGAAAAUAAAUAAAUGCUAACAAUCCACAAACCUCGAAUAGUUAAGUAUACAGGAGCCAGUUAUUCUACUGAAAACUACAAGAUCGCAUUCGUUACUUUAAAUCAGUAAGUAAACUUGCGGAAAAUCCUAUAAGUCAGAAAACAACACAAAUCCGUAUGAAGCAGGAAUAUUAACAAAUAGCUCAUUAUACUUAUUAAGUAGCGUUCUGUGAAACAGAAAAGGAGAAGCGAAAGGGAAACAGUUUAUGAAUAUCGAACAGUUUUAAUAAAGAUUAUCAGUGGUGAUAAUCAAGAUUGCUGUCUGCAAAUCCCAUGCAUUACAUUUUAGACAGUCUUACUUUAGUGAAAUAACAUAUGCGUUGUCUCCUUCUUGCUUGAUCUACAAGCCCUGUGAGUCUUUAUGCAAUUUGCUCCCCCUAAAAUAGUUUUCUGAUGGGCCUUGUCCAUCCCAAGUAUCAAUUAGGUUUUCUAAUAUUGCAGUGAAGAGCUUCACUCUAUGAAUACAUGUACACACCCAAGCACCGUAUUUAUUUCCUUGUCAUAAUCUAGUUAAAUUCUGAGUAGCCGCUGAAUGUUCCGGAAAUGUGCUAGUUUUUAUGUGUUUGUAUGAAUUGUCUUCGAAUACUCACGUAGUUCAUACCAUUGUUAUCUUUCUUCCAGAUGUUAGCCUUACAAGUGAUUUUAUCGCAGGAUUUUGUGGUGAAACCGAAGAAGAUCACUCUCAAUCUCUUGAGCUCAUUGAACGUGUUGGUUAUUCAUUUUGUUUCUGUUUUCCGUACAGUAUGCGUGAGGUAUGCAUCAUUUAUAUUGCUUUUAAAAUUCCUUUUUUAUUUCUUUAGUGUUGAUUAACCACUAGCUCUCUCUGCAAUGAACCAGUCGAUAAACGUCGAAUAGAGUCUAAUGUAUCAAAUACUCGACCAUAUGCCAAUAGCUUACUAUGUGAAGGGUAAUAAUACUAUCUAGCUGCACUAAUGGAAAUCAAUACAGUAGUAUAGGUUCAGUUAUUUUAUUUAGUUUUUUUUUAAAGAACACUAAGGUGGAAUAAGGACUUUUGGUAUGUUCUUUAACUCACACUCUGUUUGAAUGCAAAAGCUCCUUCUACAUGUCUAUUCACAUGAGAACAUCUAAAAGUCAUCGAUAAUUCAUCAUACUUUAAACACUAUAAACCAACUCGACAUUAUCACAUCACCACAUUAAGUUUACUGUAGUAAGAUUCAUGCACCAACUCCCAUACAAAUUGGUCAUUAGGCCUAUUCAUCCAAUCAUUUCAAAGCCGAUCAAUACUUUGUUUGGUGAUACUCUUGUUUACAAGUAAAGGUCCGUUUGUUAAGACUGUGAACGUUAAGAGACUAGUGUCGGUAAUAUGUCGCGCAUGUUAAACCACCCGACACCCCAUUAGUAACUAGAAUAGAAGCGGAUUAAAAGAAAUUUAAGGGGUAACCGAACUAGGACCUACUGCCAAUCUGUAAACCCAUUAAAUGUUGAUCAGUCUAGUUGAGAAGUACAAAUUGUCUGCUUCAGGACCAUGCAGCAACCGUCAAAAAUUGUUGGAGACACUAAGUGAUAUAGCUAGAAAUGGAUUGUAAUUCCACAGAUACAUCUAUUCUUUGCUUUGUUUUAAUAUUCCACACUUUUUUAUUCCUUGAAUUCAUCUGUUCGUUUAAAAAAAUAUCUACCCGUGUUUAAUUUUCACUAUUAUUGACUCGUUCUCUCUCGCUGGAUGCUCCUUAGGAUUAUGGCGAUUCAGACCAAUGGACAUUUAUGACGAGUAGGUUUAAAUGGCUGGAACUAAAUUAAAGGGCAUUAUAAUUCAUUUUAUACGGUUCUGCAUAUCGUCCAGUAUUCUAAUGCUUGAAAGUAAGAUCCAUUUCACCACAAUAUGUUCAUUCAAACUGUCAAUAUAAACAAAUAAGUGUUUCUUGCUCGUUUCCUUGUACUUCCCCUAAUUUCAUUAUCUGUUGUAUUUUGACUUCACUUUAGAAAACUUUUGCAUAUCAUCAUUUAACUGAUGAUGUACCAAUUGAAGUGAAAAAACGACGACAUGAAGAGUUAUCAAUGAUAUCUCGAAAUAAAAGUUUAGAGUUUAAUCAAAAACAAAUUGGCUCUAUUCAAAUUGUUUUAGUUGAAGGACCUAGUCGUCGUUCACCAACGCAAGUGUUUGGACGUAAUGAUUAUAAUACGAAGGUAAUUUUCGACCAAGAUGUUACACAAAUACCAACUACUAAAAAUCAAGAUUCUUCGCGUAUAUCCUUCAAGCCUGGUGAUUAUGUGGUUGUUGAGAUUGUUGGUGCAACGUCUCAGACAUUACGAGGAAAGGCUCUUGGCUUGUCUACACUUGGAGAUUUUUGUGAAACAAAGUGGC
Molecule: messenger RNA, 10654 nt
Organism: Schistosoma haematobium
Lineage: Eukaryota; Metazoa; Platyhelminthes; Trematoda; Strigeidida; Schistosomatidae
Gene: CDK5RAP1
Product: CDK5 regulatory subunit associated protein 1
Exons: 6
Coding region: 2404-3273 (289 amino acids)
Biological process (GO): negative regulation of cyclin-dependent protein serine/threonine kinase activity
Cellular component (GO): mitochondrion; cytosol
Molecular function (GO): 4 iron, 4 sulfur cluster binding; tRNA-2-methylthio-N(6)-dimethylallyladenosine(37) synthase activity
Source: RefSeq, a predicted model, not a curated record